UAUUUAUGGUGAAUAUCUCCUUACCGAUCGCAUAUAUAUUUCUUGCAUUUUUUCUUACUUAGUUGCAUGUCCACAAGACGUGACAAAUUCUUGGUCCACACGAAAUGUCCCAUAUUCUCUCGUGGAUCUUGCACAUAUAACAAAUUUACAUGCUUUUCCUUCUUACUGGCGAGACGUAUCGGAACGAUCGUACAUGUUUCUUCUUGCUUCUUUUUAUCUUGAAUGGUAUAUACAUUGAUGGAUAUGUUGUUUAGCUGUUCAAACUUGGUAAUUUGUUUAAUCGUCAUUGGAAAUUCAGUAUCCUGAAGAUUGAAUAUUUUGGUGUAACGUGGGUACGAAGAUUCCCGGUCUCCAUGUCUUUCAGCUGGAUAUAAUGCCGAAGACCAUGCAAAACAUGCAUUGUCUUUAGUUCGUACGUUUAUCACUGCUUUCUUUAAUUUUAUUUUAUAACUGCUCUAAACCCACUGAGCUACCUGCCGCUCCAUAGUCAAGACAUUCUCCUCUCCCCUGAUAUUGUUAAAAGAUUAGAGAUGUCGUUCGGAAGCGACAUCUCUAAUGCUAUCCCGAGUCUAAACCAAAGAUAGCUGUAUCUUAUUUACUUUCCUGUUUUGAAGAAUGUAUCUGCGCAUGCGCUGCAACUCCGAAGAGUAAGAGAGGGGAUGCCCUAUAGUAGCUAUAAUAUUAGGCUUCGGAAAAAAAACUUCUGUCUCUCAGUCGCUCUAUGAACUCGAGAUUCAUCGGUUGUGUGUCUACAUAGUAAAGUUUGGGUGUGUCUACAUAGUAAAAAUGUAUGCUGCCGAUGCUGAAGUGAACGCUAAACACGCAAAUUAUUACAUGCCUGCUCAACAUGAGGACGAGGCUCCACCGAGCAAGAAAAUGUGCGAGAGCGUUCCACGACCUCCUGCUAUGCGUAUCUUAGGACGCCGAUACGCUUUGACUGCAACUGCUUAUAAAUAUUUGAAUAUCGGAAUCAGCGUAGGAGCUGAGCCCGUCAUAGACAUAAUCAUUGAUGAUAAUCGUGGUUAAUAACUGCUACUGCCGAUCAAAACUUGGAAUGCGCUAAUGGGGCAACGUGCUGACAUCCAAAGAUUUCUGCAGGCCAAUUUUUAUAAGUCAUCGUUUCCCCUGAUGCGUAUAGAAGAAUUAACAAUAACGUCAUGUAAGAUGACAACUCACAAAUUGUGAAACUCACAAUUUUUAAUAAUUGCUUAUAUGUAACACCAGAUACGUUAAAUAUAUUAUUUACAUUUGAAAAUUGCAUCAAUCACACGUAUGGAUGGUUAUCAGAAAAUAUCUGUAUAAUUAGUAUAAAAUUCAAAAAUUUUGUAAAUAUUCUUCGUGAAAAGAAGAAUUAUAUUACUAAUAUACAUACUGCAACAAAAACAAUACAAGAAAGCAGCGACUUUGACCGCGAGUCGCUCAUUGAUUUUGAAUUGUUAGCAUGCGCUGUGAAAAAUAUAAUGUAUGAAG
Molecule: messenger RNA, 1470 nt
Organism: Harpegnathos saltator (Jerdon's jumping ant)
Lineage: Eukaryota; Metazoa; Arthropoda; Insecta; Hymenoptera; Formicidae
Exons: 2
Coding region: 787-1026 (79 amino acids)
Source: RefSeq, a predicted model, not a curated record